This is a messenger RNA of Syngnathoides biaculeatus (alligator pipefish), 2871 nucleotides long. It is a transcript of the gene hdhd5, whose product is annotated as haloacid dehalogenase like hydrolase domain containing 5. The coding region runs from base 700 to 1956 and encodes 418 amino acids. Gene Ontology annotation, cellular component: mitochondrion. NCBI's taxonomy places the organism in Eukaryota, Metazoa, Chordata, Actinopteri, Syngnathiformes, Syngnathidae. Gene Ontology annotation, biological process: glycerophospholipid biosynthetic process. The transcript has 8 exons. The record is from RefSeq and is a predicted model, not a curated record.
CCUAGAGAAAAGCCACAAUAGCACAGGAAUAACAUCCAAACUCCAAACUGGCUGGAAGAGCUGAAAUUCAAACUGAUUCAAACUCAUAAUUUGGGUGGCUGAUGUGAAAACCACAAUUUCGCCAUGUCGCGUAUGUACUUUGUCAAAUUUUUGUUUUGUAGUUUUAGCGUGGUUUUUGCUAAAUAACAAACCGAUCAACACGUUAUUAAUCUUCUACAUAAUUUGAGCAUUGCAUUUUAGUUGUCUUCAUUUUUAAUCGGCCUGUUGCGCGUUUUCUAUUGUGCUCCUACAACUAGUAAUAGGUGGCUGUCCUUAAAAUUAAGUUUCAGUUGUGUGGUUUUAAUAUAAACAACUACUGUGUGAUAAAUAAGUACUAUAAUAUGACAGUGGCGUUAGGGAGAAUACGUAGAAUUUAAAAGCGCACCAAACGUAAACUGGUUUCGUUUUCUCAAAAUAAAAACUGCCACUGAGUGUUGACAGUACGUUUCCGGGAAAAGGUGUGACGUCACUUUACGCACGCGCAUUUGGUGAGCGGAAAAGGUCGAAUAGUACCAGAAUGACCGUUCAGUCACUCAGCAGUCUGCUGGCUUUACUUUUUGCGAGCUUACCUUCAAAUGCCAACAUUUCGAUUUUUAAGAAAGGCCGCCGCUCGGAGCUCGCUUGACUUUGUAUCUCACGUGGAAUUUCAACACAGUAAUAAUGCAGAGAGGAAUGUGUUUGAAAAGUGCCUGGAAGCUGUUUAAAUCAAGCAGCGAAAGAGCAGCAAGAAAUUACAGCCAUCCUUCUUCUCGGGGCUCAAUUGGUCUGCUGUUUGACAUCGACGGGGUGCUGGUGCGCGGUCGAACACCCAUUCCUGCGGCCAAGCAGUGUUUCAGGAACCUCGUGGACCACCAGGGGAAAUACAAAGUACCUGUGGUGUUUGUCACCAAUGCCGGAAACUGCAUGCGGCAGACCAAAGCGGAGCAUCUUUCACAUCUGCUUGAAGUCGAGGUGUCACCAGACCAGGUGAUGUUGUCACACAGUCCUUUACGAAUGUUCUCACAGUUUCAUCAAAUGUGCGUGCUGGUGUCAGGUCAAGGUCCUGUUGAAGAGGUGGCUCACAUGUUGGGCUUCCAGAAAGUUGUCACCAUAGACAAUCUCAGGGAGGGCUAUCCUCUACUUGAUAUAGUGGAUCACAACAGAAGACCAAAGGACCAUAUCCCCCCAACUAAAGGUUUACAGCCAAUAGAUGCUGUCAUCUUAUUUGGUGAGCCAAUUAGAUGGGAGACCAACCUCCAGCUCAUUGUUGAUGUUCUUCUAACAAACGGAAAGCCAGACAGGAAUUGGAAUUCCGUGGCAUAUCCUCAGAUUCCAUUGCUGGCCUGUAACAUGGACCUGCUGUGGAUGGCCGAGGCAAAGAAUCCCAGGUUUGGUCAUGGUAUGUUCCUGCUGUGUUUGGAGAGCCUGUACAAGAAGGUGACAGGUCAUGACCUCAAAUAUGAGGCUCUGAUUGGUAAACCCAGUGUGGUGACUUAUAAUUAUGCCGAGCUGCUGGUCAGGCAGCAGGCUGAGAGGCUUGGAUGGGCCACACCUGUGAAGAGACUGUACGCUAUCGGCGACAACCCCAUGGCUGACAUUUACGGCGCCAAUCUCUACAACCGCUACCUCCAGGCUGCUCAUAAUUCUUUCGAGGCCUCUAAAAUGACCUCCACCGAAUUGGGCGGCGCGCCCGGUGUGUUUGGGGCAAGUGACGAUCUGCCUGAAGCGUGUCACUCCAUCCUGGUAUGUACAGGCGUGUACAGCAAAGAGGAGGCGCUGCCGUCGGACCCGUCGCACGCAGUAACCGAGCAGCGCGUCUUCCAUGGCCAUCGGGACUUUCGCUUUGACCCCAGCCUUACGCAGCCAUCCUACGUGGUGCAGGAUGUCAAAGACGCUGUAGAGUUGGUGUUUCAGCAGGAAGGAUGGCCCUUGGAUUAGUUGGCCCUUUACGGACUUUUAAAAGCUCGAAACAUAAAUGUAUAUUUUUAAAAACAAAACAACAAUAUCCUCUUUCUUUAUAUUUUGAUGCAAAGUUGGCCAUAUCAGAGUUACUACUACUGUAGUGUUGGAAGCCAUUCAUUUUCUAUUGCACAUUUUGUUCAGAUCCUUAUUUGAUCGCAGUCCCAAUCUCAAUCCAUACCAAAACAACACAAGCUGAUUCUUUACAGACAAAACUCAUCUGCUCUGUGCUGGAUCUCUGAAAUUAGAUGCAUAACACGAGUGUGGUCACUUACCUGUUUACAUCAGUAUUAUCAUCACAGACUUAUAUGCACAGUCUUGCUGCAUUCAGACACUAAUCUGAAAAAUAUAUUUUAUCUACACAAAUGUCUACCUAACCUCUUUUACAGGUCACAUUGUUCUGACAAAAAAAUUGUAUGUGCACCCUCCCAAGUUUUGUCAUUCUUGCAUGAUUCUGUGGCCAGUUACACGUACAAGCUCGACAGUCAUUUUGAGUUCACUCAACUUUUGGAUGAUAUCGUGCAUAACAUUGUGUCUUUUUAUUAAAACUUUGAAAGGACGUUUCUGGUUGUUGAUUUGAUUGUGAAUGUAAGUGGUUUUGCUGGUGCGCUGUUAGAAGCUGUACUGACUGGAAUGAAAAAUACAUUUAACUCAUUGGUCAAAAGACCAAUGUAGUUCAUACUCAGUGGGCUACAUGCGUGCCUUCAUUCCCUCAGCGACCACUAUCAGCGAGUAUGGUUGUUGAUUGACAAAACAUUCCACGGAGGUCAGCAUGCAAAAAAUAGACUGGUUCAAAUUCUGCUUUACACACACCUGCCCUUUCUUACACCUCUCUCAGGUAACAAAGUUUCUAAUUGUUCCGACUCUUAUAUGUAGUUGGGGUUAUCCAAAUUC